Chinchilla lanigera (long-tailed chinchilla) is the source of this 912-nucleotide messenger RNA. RefSeq names its product INTS3 and NABP interacting protein (gene Inip). Gene Ontology annotation, cellular component: SOSS complex; nucleus; nucleoplasm. Gene Ontology annotation, biological process: DNA repair. The record is from RefSeq and is a predicted model, not a curated record. Lineage: Eukaryota; Metazoa; Chordata; Mammalia; Rodentia; Chinchillidae.
GUUUUCAAAACAAAAAUAGAGUUGCAAUCUUAGCAGAGCUGGACAAAGAAAAAAGAAAAUUACUUAUGCAGAACCAAUCUUCAACCAAUCAUCCAGGAGCUAGCAUUGCGCUCUCCAGGCCCUCUCUUAAUAAGGACUUCCGGGAUCACGCCGAGCAGCAGCAUAUUGCAGCCCAGCAGAAGGCAGCUUUGCAGCAUGCUCACGCACAUUCGUCUGGAUACUUCAUAACUCAAGACUCCGCAUUUGGGAAUCUUAUUCUUCCCGUUUUACCGCGCCUUGACCCAGAAUGAAGAAAACAUCUGCGAUGAAAGGGACUGUGCAGCUUCAAAGACUGAAGCUACUCUCAUUCACUGUUGUAAAAACUGACUUUCAGAAUUUUGGCGAACUGACACGUGUUUUGCUUCUUUAAGAGAAAGGAGUAUGUAAGUGAAAGCAAAAAAAAGGGGAACCAGGAUGAUGGGAGCUUGGGAGCUGUAUCGUUUGAGGAGUUGACUAUGCUCCCCAUGACUAUAACUUUUUUGUGACACCAUUUGUUUUUUAGCUCUAAAUUGGAUAGUCAUGUAAAGUGAGGCUGCACCCCAACAAGUUGGGCUGAGUCUACAGUUGGCUUUCAAGAAGCAUUUAUAGUACUUACUACUGAGGAUUUAAAAAAUGUGUUAAUAGCUUAAAUAGGAAAUUCAUAUUUACAGUUUGUAAGAUUGAUGUGGUAUGAUCUUUUGAAUUUAGGGUCAGCAUAUCAUGCAGAAAUAUUCUUUGUGAACCCCUAACUAGUUCCCCCCUUACCCAUUUUAAAAGGAAGCUCAAGAUAAGACUAAGUUACUAACCAGUCUUAAUUUCUUUUAUAAACAAAUGCCAUUAUAAAGGAUAUAACUAAAUGCUAUUAAAAACAAGAAAUGUGCGUUUUCAGGUUGA